GCUGCCAAUCUCCCGCCACCCAGAAAACCUGGCAAAACUGCACAACCUGCACACACAAACAAACCACACCACCACAACACCGCAAAACCGCAGCUGACCUGACUGCUUUCCCCACCCACACACACCACCUCCAGCCACGACCAUGGCCACGACCAUGGCCACGACGACCUUACCGAGCGAUGCUGAGCUGGAGAAGCUUGUUGAGGAGGAGCUGAGCCGCCCGGGGCUGGACCUGGGUGUGGUGACGCGCAAGAGCGUGCGCAAGGACCUGUCUGAGCGGCUUGGCGUGGACCUGACGCCGAAGAAGGCCGUGAUCAAUGCCGCCAUCAUGGCCUUCUUCACACGCCAACAAGAGGACCAGGAGCAGGAACAGCAGAGAAGGAACGGUGUUGGGGCGAGCAGUGAUGGCGGCAGCAGUAGCGUGAAGCAAGAGGGAGGAGAGGCAGUGAAGCAGGAAGAAGCGCAAUCGCACCCGCAGAAACAGCAACAUCAACAGCAGCACGCCAGUGAACAGGCUGCAGAGGAUGGGGAGCAUGCUGGCGAGAGCAGUGACGAGGAGGAAGGCAAGUCGCCGCGGCAGAGGGUGUCUGUAGGAGACAUGGACUUGAGCGACAGCGACAUCGAGGACAGCGAGUUUGUGCGCAAGAAGAAGCAAAAGCGCAAGUCUGCGUCUGCGCGCAACUCAACGGCAGGUGCAGGGAGCAAGAAAGCAGCCAGCGGCAGCAGCAGCAAAAGCAGUGGCAGCAGUGGGACUGCGCGAAAGGGCGCGCCCACAGACAAGCUGUACGUCUACAAUGUGCAGCUCACAGAGCAGGACGAGAUCAACAAAGGCAAGACCGCGUACACGUAUGAGCUCGAGUUGGCAGAGCCGCUGGCCGAGUUUCUUGGCGAAAAGUACAUGGCCAGAUCAGAGGUCACCAAACGCAUCUGGGCAUACAUCCGCGAGAACAACCUCCCAACCAAGAAGGGCUGCCGCAUUUUGGAUGACAAGUUAUCAUCGGCGCUCGGCCGCAAGACCAUCAGCUUCAAGACGCUUCCAAAGGCGCUGAAGACGCUGAUGAAGCCGUAUCGCCCGCCAGAGACGUACACAAUCGAGGACCACAACACCGACCAGCAGCCGGUUGUGAAGUUGUUGUGGGCGUACAUUAAGGAGAAUGGGCUGCAGGAUCCACGGGACGGAAGACGAAUUCUCUGCGACGACAAGAUGAAGGCCGUCUUUCCGGACGAAAUGACCGCCUUUUCCAUGAACAAAUUCAUCUCCCCGCACCUCUCAUGA
Molecule: messenger RNA, 1276 nt
Organism: Salpingoeca rosetta
Lineage: Eukaryota; Choanoflagellata; Craspedida; Salpingoecidae
Exons: 7
Coding region: 143-1276 (377 amino acids)
Cellular component (GO): nucleus
Source: RefSeq, a predicted model, not a curated record